Molecule: messenger RNA, 1248 nt
Organism: Ambispora gerdemannii
Lineage: Eukaryota; Fungi; Glomeromycota; Glomeromycetes; Archaeosporales; Ambisporaceae
Source: the annotation of a GenBank genome assembly
AUGGCGACAACAUCGAUUAUUACGACUUCAGUGCAACAAACAAUUAUCGAACACAUAAUCAGCACCAUGUCUGAAUACGACAAAAAAAUGCUACGCGAUCCUCCAUAUAAAUUACACCUAUCUAUAGAUAAGCUUCUUGCACCCGCCAAAAGAACGCGUAAAAAUAAAAAAGAUUUGAAUAGUCCUCGACAACAAAACAAAUUCAUCAUCUUCCGUAAAGACUUCGAAGCAAAACUGCGUCUACUUAAUCCAAAUGCCACUUAUAAAUUCCAGGAUAUUUCUAAAAAAUGCGGUGCUGAAUGGAGAUUGCAGCCUAGUGAAGUCAAGAAAUACUUUGAUCUGCUACAAAGAAUCGCUUUUAAGAAACAUAAAUUCAUGUAUCCCAAUUAUAAAUAUAGUCCAAAAAAUGUAUCUCGUGAAGAUAACGAUGAGUUUUAUAAUAUUGACAAUUACAACGACAAUUGUGCAGUCUCGAAUCCUUCUUCUAUCGAUGUUUCGCCAUCUUCUUCUUCUAAUUCGACCACAAUGGACUUGGCCGAGUCUAGAACUUUUUUUGAUUUCAGUUUACCGCAAUCACCUCAAUGUACUUCGAUUGACAUGUCGUUUGCCAGACAUGGACUUAUGCCCUUUAUAACUGCAUCUUCUCUUACUCAAGAUCCAAUAACUAUACCAAAAGAUUUAUCCGUAAAUUUUGAUACAUCAGUAGCAUCUUUAUCUUCACUUUCAUCUUCAAAUGGAUUGAAUUCCGACUACAAUAAUUUCUUUGAUGGACUUGGAAUUACCACAAACAACAAUGAUCGUGAUCUUACUUUCGACUCUUCUGAUACAUUUAACGAGAUUCUCUCAUUGGGUGAUUUAGAUGUUUCUCAAACCCAUAACCCAUUGAAUUGUGGUGAACAUAAUUAUUUAUUCGUUAAAACUAAUAGUAUUGAUACAAUUCCGAUAGACAAAUUCGUUUUUGCGGACCCAAAAGAAUCUUUUGAAUCUAACAUCAAUGAUAAUAAUCCUAUUACUAAUAUAAACAAUAAUUUGAACCCUUCACUACUAAAUUCAUUUACAAUUAUCACAACUACAAAUACCCUAACCACUACCACAGAACCUUCAAUCGUUCUAAAUACCUCGUUAAAUUUUUCACCACCACCACAAUCUCCAUUCAGCCCCGAAUAUCUUAAUUACGAUUCUACAUUUUCGGCUGGAGAUUUGUCAAAAAUUAUCUUCAACGAUUUGUUAUUUGACAAAUUUGCUUAG